UGCUACUAAGCAGCAAGUUGUUUGAUUCUUGCGCUCUGAUUUUAGGUUUUGCUCAGUGUUUAAAUGUAUAUCCACAACCAGACUUGGACCACUAGUAUAAAAUAAGGGAGAAAAGACAAGCAGAUGUGUGGAAACGUCAGAUUUGGAAAAGCACUGUAGACGUGUCAGAUGUCUCAACAUCAACACGGGAGACUGGAGAGAGGGAGGGAGAGCAAACCUUUAAAUAAAAAGAAAAGUGAACAGGGUGCUAUUGCCAGCCCCUGGGUGAAACAAAGGCUACAACAGUUUAUUCUAAAUAGACAAGACCAGGUUGCAGCUCCAGAUAUUGUCCUGUCUGCAUUUCCCAGGAAACCAAAACUGGAUUUGAAUCAAUCCGAGUCUCUAUCCAACACAUAUUAUUCUGAUUGUUUUGGGGAGGACAAUCCAUUAAGAAGAACAGUCUCUGAGCCAAUUCUGAAAGUGAGACGAAAGAGGAGUUUAACCGGCAGACAGAAUCCACUGCAGCGUAAGACCAGUGCGCCCCCUGCUGUCAGAGCACCUGACACCAUGGGUGUAGCACCCAGUUCUUCUUCAGUACCUAAGAGGAGUUUGGCAGCAGAUAAAGAAACACAGAACUAUGGCCCGCCACAGUCACAUGAGGCAGAACCUCCGCCGCACAUUGCCCUUCAGAACCCCAUCUUCUUGUCUGUCAUGCCGCAGAGUUGGCCUGCCCCUCAGAUGCAGCUGUCACCAGUGCCUCCAAAUUGUCUUACAGUUACUGAGCCUCCAGGGAUGUCUCAUAGGACAUUGUAUAAAACCAAGUCGGCGCCUUCUUACAUCUCAUACACAUACACAGAGACUAUUGCAGUUACUCACCCCAUAUAUGACCAGCACCACACCUUUUGUCUACAGGACAGAGUCCAGCACCACACUGUUCCUCAUAAGGUACCAUUUCACAAAAUGUGGCACAGUUGUUCAGAAGAGCUUUAUGACAAAGAGAGACCGCUGGGCAGUGAGAGUUACAGAGAGAGAGCAAAAGAUGGAGGACACAAUCAGUUUGAAUCAACUGAUAAAAGUUACUACAAUCAGAUGAGACCUGAAGCUGAAGAAUAUAAUCACCGACCAAUCAGAUGGCCUCACCGGCACCUUAACAAAUCUUUGCCCCCACGCUUAAGAUGUCCAACAACUGUCUCAAACCUAUCCCAGAGUAUCAUGAACAAACCAAACUACACCACAGGCUUGGUGUAUGACUCUCAGAUACUGAAACACGAGUGUGACUGUGGGGAUAAUAGCAAGCACCCUGAGCACGCUGGCAGAAUUAAGAGUAUCUGGUCAAGACUGCAUGAGUGUGGCCUUCAGAAACAAUGUGAGUUGGUUAGGGGCAGGAUGGCCACUUUUGAGGAACUACAGUCAGUCCAUUCAAAGGAUCAUGUUAUUCUUUUCACGGAGCACUCAGACCACAUCGAGAUGUUUCAGACACAACCGUGUGGAGGAAAGGGGAGGCAUCAUGAUAUGGUAUGGAACAGCUUGUCCAGUUCAGCAGCACUUAAAAUGGCAGUCGGCAGUGUGAUCGAGCUGGCCUUGCGUGUGGCUCUCGGAGAGCUGAGGAAUGGGUUUGCUCUGGUCAGACCUCCAGGACUCCAUGCAGCACAAUCUCAGACAGGAGGCUUCAGUAUUUUUAACUCUGUUGCUAUUGCCGCUAAACAACUUCAGCACAGAUUAAAUAUGAAAAAGAUUCUUAUAGUGGAUUGGGAUAUUCAUCAUGGUUGUGGAACUGAGGCAAUAUUUUACACAGAUCCUAGUGUGCUCUAUAUUUCUCUGCAUCGCUACGACUACGGUACUUUCUUCCCAGGUACUGGAGGACCUAAACUGGCAGGAGAUGGGGAAGGGAAAGGCUAUAAUGUAAAUGUGGCUUGGUCUGGAGGGCUAGAUCCUCCAAUGGGAGAUGCAGAAUAUUUAGCUGCAUUCAGAACAAUAGUUAUGCCAAUUGCUCGUGAAUUUUCUCCUAAUGUGGUCCUGGUUUCAGCUGGUUUUGAUGCUGCUGACGGUCAUUCACCUGCUCUAGGCGGAUACAAAGUGUCAGCUAAAUGUUUUGGAUUCCUGACCAGAAAGUUAAUGGAGCUGGCUGAAGGUCGUGUUGUAUUGGUCUUAGAGGGAGGUUUUGACCUCACAACUCUCUGUGAUGCGUCACAGGCCUGUGUCGGUGCUCUUUUGGGAAAUGAGCCUGAGCCUUUAGCUGAGGAAGAGUUAUUGAGAAGGCCCUGUGAUAAUGCAGUCAGGUCUCUGGAGGAGUUACUGCGUGUACAGAGCCAGUACUGGGGUUCAGUAAGAUCUGUGUUAGAGUCUGUUGCCCUGCCGUAUGUUAAAGCAGAGCGGAGAUACUCGGCAGACAGUGAUGCCGCUUCUGCUAUGGGUGGCCUCACUAUGACUGUUCCAAGCAGAAGAUGUUACCCAAAUGAGCCAAUGGAACACGAUGAAGCUGAUUCAAUGACUGAGGUGGUUGAUUGCAGUGUUGUGGGAGACCGAAGACAAUCCUAAGAAACUGUAACCAAAUAAUAAGCUUUCCCUGAGAAGCUUCACUGAGCAACAAGAGUUUUUAUUUCACUGUCAUGUCACAUACUGUAAAAUCUAAUAUAGUGAGAAAUUGAGAAUGCUGAGUCAUUUUAAUCUAAACUGAGAGGAUUUUGUAAUAAUAGCUUGUACAUGAUGCCCCUGGACAAUGUCACACAAGGACAGAGAGGAAGUGAAAGUUUGUGAAACAUUGAGUAAAACGUUUGUCCCACACAGAUCUUAAUAUGCAAGCAAAGCAAUUCAGUUUAAUUUAAAGUGAUAGUUCGCACAAAAAUAAAAACUGUCAUCAUUUACUCACCCUCUUGACAUUUCAAAUCUUCCUUCCACAGAACACAAAAGAAGAUAUUUUGAAAAAUGCUGUUAACUGAAUAUUCACUUACAUUGUUUUUGUGUACAUACAAUAGAAGUGAAUGGGGUCCAGUGCCAACUUACUUCAAAAUGUCUUCUUAUGUGUUCUGCGGAAGAAAGAAAGUUAUAGAGGUUUGAAAUGACAAGAGGGUGAGUAAAUGAUGACAGAAUAGUUGGUAAUGCAGUUUUUUGAUGCCUCUUGGCAAAAUUCGUAUUUACAAGUUUGCAAGUUUUUAAAAUCAGUAUUUAUGAUAUUAGCAUAUGCCGGACUUAUUGAAGCAUCGCAGCAUCAGGCCAAAACAUUCAGUGCUGCAUCCGUGUAUGUCGAAGUAAGAAUGACUUUGUGGUUGCAUUCAUGUGCACUCAGCCCAAAUUUAUAUUUUAUUUCAGACAUGAUCUGAAAACAUGAAUUUUGAUCUUUAUUUUCUAAUUUUUAAGAAUUUUAAAAAUGUGUUACAUUAUUCAGUACAAAUGUGGAAAAUAUGUAACGUUGUGGUCAAGCUAUUUUUCAUUUAUUGUUGGUAAAACUGGACAUUUUGAAUAAAAAAAUAUUUUAAUGACAAUCUCAAGGACAAAAAUCAAUUGUACUUUUGUAAAGCUGUAAAAUUCUUAUCUCAGGUUACCGAAUUUUCUUCAUCUCCAAACUAUAAUUUUGUUUGUGGGAAAUAAUAUCAGUAAAUGAAUGUCUAUUGCAGGGUUUUUCAAAUCUUACCCUGGAGGGCCGGUGCUUCCCGGAGUUUAGCUCCAACCCUGAUCGAACACACCUACCUGUGAUUUUCUAGCGAUCAUGAAGACCUUGAUGAGCUUGCUCAGAUGUGUUUGAUAAGGGUUGGAGGCUUGGAGCUAAACUCUGCAGAGCAUUGGCCUUCCAGGGUAAGAUUUGAGGAACCCUGGUCUAUUGCUUAAUUGUAUCUGAUUUGUUAUAUAUUUUUGUCUUUAUACAGAAUAAAGAAUAAUACUAAUUCUUAUGUAAUACAAGAUGUCAUGUAAUACAAUGUUCUUGAAUACAUUUACUGUUUGCAGAAUUACAGUAAAAGAUUUUAGA
Molecule: messenger RNA, 3943 nt
Organism: Triplophysa rosa
Lineage: Eukaryota; Metazoa; Chordata; Actinopteri; Cypriniformes; Nemacheilidae
Gene: hdac7b
Product: histone deacetylase 7b
Exons: 24
Coding region: 169-2517 (782 amino acids)
Biological process (GO): negative regulation of transcription by RNA polymerase II; chromatin organization
Cellular component (GO): histone deacetylase complex
Molecular function (GO): histone deacetylase activity
Source: RefSeq, a predicted model, not a curated record